CUCGUGUCGGAGUAUUUGGCGUGGAUAUGAAGAAAGUAAUGAAAACAGGAUAAAGGUGAAAGGGAAGAGGCAAGGGAGCAAUAAGAAGAAGAAGAAAAGGAAAAGGAUGGAACGCCGACGAAGACGACAACAACGACGAUGAUGAUGCGAGAAAAAGGAAAAGAAAGAGGGAGUGAAUAAACGGAGGAAAAGGGGUGUUAGAGGGAAGCGGCUGGGGGUUGAACACAAGAGAGGGAACCGAGUGGUGUACCGCCAGCCGAAUGGGGUGAGAGUGGGGUAAAGCCGAGAGGGGAUGCUAGACCAGUUCACCCUUACUUGCCACGGCUCGACUCGUCAGUGCGGCCUGAACGGUUAACCGGCCUACUUGUUCGCGUGGUUCUUUCGAUUCCUUUCAUUCUUGCAAUUUACGUCGUCGAAAUCGUCGUCAUCGUCGUCGUCGUCGUCGUCGCCGCCGCCGCCGCCGUCGUCGUCGCCGUCGUCGUUGUCGUCGUCGUCGUCGUCGUUGUCGUUGUCGUCGUCGCCGUCGUCAUUGCCGUCGUUUCUCAGCUCUUCGCCAUCGACCACGAACCAUCAAGUUUUAGCGACUGUUCGCUCGCGGAACACACGUGAGUUGUAAUAAGCGAGGUACAGUUUGGUUCGUCGUUAAUUCGUGUUGUCGGUGUUCAACUUGCCCUUCCGAUUCGAGUUGGAAAAUUUGCCGUCGAUGAAGAGUCACGUAAGAUAACGAAAAUAAUCGAAGAAAGGGAAGAGAAAGGUAAAAUAGCGAGCAAGGUCGAGAGAAUUUGAGCGAGAAAAAGAGGCGGCCAAUAAACGGAGGGCUCUGCCGAAGCAGCAGCAGCAGCAGCAGCAGCACGCACGUUUCGGCUAAAACCUCGUAUUCCGCUUGUCGCCGCUGUUCUCGUCGUGGUGCUUGUUGCCGAGCUGGACGCAAGGGCAGAAGAAGCAGGGACGGUGCUUGUUCUCUUAGAAAUUCCCAAGCGAUGAUCCGUGAACUUGGAAUGUAGACGGAAGGGCGGAAAAGCGGAUCUGCCCCUCGCAGGAUCGAAGGAAGGGCUUUUCUUCCACCUCCGCUAUCAUCUUCGCCGUUACCUCACUUUUAAAUACCUAAGAUCUCCACAUCUAGACUUGGACACCGCGAGGACACGAUGUCAAGAAACCGAAGCUCCUUGAGCAAGUUCGAGGCCCUGAUGGUGCUAAGUUUAACGGUACUCGUUCAACUGGACGUCUGUUGGUGCACGCCGUCUCACAGAAGCAGACAUCAUGCGGACAUGUCCUACGAGGAUACGAAGAAUUUCCGAAGCAGCGAGGAGCUGCCUAGACCAGCCGCCCUCAAUUCGAACGACGAUCCGCUGGUAGUACAAACCAGAAAGGGCAAGGUCAAGGGUAAGACCAUGACUGCCACCACGGGAAAGGAGGUCGACGCCUGGUUCGGGAUCCCUUACGCGCAGAAACCUCUCGGAGCUCUGAGGUUCCGGCAUCCGAGACCGGCGGAACGUUGGUCGGGGACCCUAAACGCAACUACGCUACCGAAUAGCUGCGUGCAGAUUCUGGACACGGUGUUCGGCGACUUCGCAGGUGCGACUAUGUGGAAUCCAAACACACCAUUGAGCGAGGACUGUCUUUACGUGAACGUGGUCGCGCCACGGCCUAGGCCUACCAAUGCCGCUGUUAUGGUAUGGAUAUUCGGUGGUGGCUUUUACUCCGGAUCGGCGACCCUCGACGUUUACGAUCACAAAACCCUGGUGUCCGAGGAGAAUGUGAUUCUAGUCUCGAUGCAGUAUCGAGUCGCCAGCCUGGGUUUCCUGUACUUCGGAACGUCGGAUGUUCCUGGGAACGCCGGUCUGUUUGAUCAGAUGAUGGCCCUUCAGUGGGUCCGCGACAAUAUCGCUGCCUUUGGCGGAAAUCCUGACAACGUGACCCUGUUCGGAGAGAGCGCGGGCGCCGUUUCCGUUUCUAUGCACCUCCUUUCGCCUCUAUCAAGGCAUCUCUUCAGUCAAGCCAUCAUGCAGUCUGGCUCUCCAACAGCACCAUGGGCCAUCAUCUCGCGCGAGGAAUCGAUCAUGCGCGGCAUUCGAUUGGCAGAAGCUGUCGGUUGUCCUCACGAUCGCGACAACUUGCAAGAGGUGAUCGAUUGUCUGCUGAUUAAGGAUCCGAUUGAAUUGGUGAAGAACGAAUGGGGCACCCUGGGCAUCUGCGAGUUUCCGUUCGUUCCCGUGAUCGACGGCGCCUUUCUCGACGAGACGCCACAACGCUCGCUGGCCACCUCGUCCUUCAAAAAGGCCAACAUCAUGAUGGGCUCGAACACCGAGGAAGGUUUCUACUUUAUUAUUUACUAUCUCACCGAGCUGUUUCGCAUCGAUAUGGCCGAGGAUGUAAAAGUCAGCAGGGAACAGUUCGUUAGCGCCGUUACCGAAUUAAAUCCGUACGUCAAUCAGUUCGGAAGGCACGCCAUUAUCUACGAGUACACGGACUGGCUACGUCCGGACGACCCUCACAUGAAUCGCGACGCCCUGGAUAAAAUCGUCGGCGACUAUCAAUUCACUUGCAACGUGAACGAAUUUGCUGGCCGUUACGCCGAUACGGGGAACACCGUUUACAUGUAUUAUUACAAACACAGAUCGGCGAACAACCCAUGGCCAAGAUGGACCGGUGUGAUGCACGCGGACGAAAUCAGCUACAUCUUUGGCGAGCCGUUGGAUUCUUCGAAAGGAUACAUGCCCGAGGAAAUAAAUUUGUCCAAGAGAAUGAUGAGAUAUUGGGCGAACUUUGCAAAAACAGGGGAUCCGAACGUCGGAGAUGUCGAGUCAUGGACGCAGACCUAUUGGCCGCCGCAUACUGUCGCCAAAAAGGAAUACCUGACGUUGGAUACCAACAGUUCCGAAAUCGGAAACGGACCUAGAGCGAGGCAGUGUACUUUUUGGAAGAAAUACCUUCCGCAACUCCUCGCCGCUACUUCGAAACUGGAACUUAGUCAGAAGAUGGCAUGUAGCGGUACGAGAGUAACCGACGGAGGACAUCUGUUCCUGAUGUUGAGCCUGCUGCUAAUCGGUACCCUGUUCAGUCAUAGGAUCGCGAUUCAAUCGAAUGCGAACAGUGUGCCGGAGAUGAUCGACCCCAGGGGCUUCGUCUAGCUUCCGCAGUUAGCUCUUUGGAUCGUUCUCGAUCGUCCGGGAAGAGGCCAAUGGAACGCGAAUACGGACCAGCGAAACGAUCGACGACCUUCUAAAGCGUGUAAACGAAUCAAUGGCAUCGUUCGUUGAUAUCUCGAGGCGAUUCGAAGCGAGACAGACACAUAUCAAUACAGCGGAGGGCGCUCGAUCGACCCACUAUACACGAUCGUCUUGUCACCGGUUCGCUAGUGAGAAAGAUCUUGUAGAUCGAGAGACAAAUCUACGUCGUCCCUUAGAGGAGGGGACGCGGCAGAAACUGUACGCUAGACAAAGGACUCGAAGAUCUCCUUGAAUCGACGUAAUCGAUCACCGACGAGUGUCGUUUUAUCGUUCUGCAAUUUUAGUCGUUCCUCUAUUCUCAGUCUUUCGAGAACGCGAUCGACAAAGUCCUCGCGAAUCGAGAACGCGACCGUGGUUGAUAUCGUUGGUGGAGUCGCAAUACAUGGAGAAAAUAGCAAUCGUAAAGAUAUAACGUACGCGCGGAAUCGAAAGUUACUACGCGUAUCGCACGUUUCCAGGUACGGGACACGCGACGCGCGACACGCUCUCGGUCGAGCAAGACGCUUCUAGUUGUAAGAACGACGCCAACAUCCUAAAACCAUCAAUUGGUCCCUCGUAAAUCGUCUGACCUACUCCGACAGCGACUACUCACGCGACCAAUGUAAAAUCACGCUCGUACCGCGCUUUAUUCCGCGUUUGCAAUUUCACUCGGGUAUCGGAAAUUUAUUCGUCUGUCUCGUAGUUGGUUCUUGAAACUUAGAAUUUCCAUGGGGAUCAACGGGGAACGUAACGUAAGUACAGCGUAACGCGCCACUAAUUUGAUCGACCCGUUGCACCUGAGAGGAAAAAAAAUACGCUACAAAAUAGAAUUUGAUGGCAGGCAGACAGCGUACACGCUCUUCCCGUACGUUCUAGUUUUUGAUUAACGCCACGGCAAUAUAGGUCACUGCAUCGGUGCUUUUAUUUUACAAGCGAGAUCACCGCCGUGGACCUGCACGUUAUCGCGAAACGCACUCGGCCCCUGGACGCUUAAUCUACCCGCGACAGGAUAAUCCGCGCGCUAUUCGCUGAAAAUAUCAUCGCACAAACGAUCGUUAUCCUUUAGCUCAGCGAACUUUGUAUCAUCGUCGAACGAUCGCAUUCGCGCUGACGAAAAUUUGUAGAAAAAUUGACGCGAUGUCUGCGGAUUUUCGGAAAGGCUAGAAACGUUCUGUGGACCGUCGGUCGACGCAUUCGCCAGGCUUUCAUUUCGGGGGCACGACUUCCUUUUAAUCUUGCCAUUAUUGGUGCUGCAACUGUCUACCAACAGGUACGGUAAUGCGAGCCGCAAUUCGAUCUAUAUACUCUGCGGCCGCUUAUACGUGCGCAUGUUUGUAAUGCGGUGCAGCUACUGCAGAGUCGAUUGCAUUCGUACAAAUUGCGGAGAUUUAAACGCCGUGGGACCGACCAACAGCUCGGCCAUCCUGGAACAUCCGUCCGAUAUUAUCGUAGCGAUCACCGCGAAUAAAUCUCCUCGACGAUCGUCGUUCCGUUCGUCGCGCGACGCAACUCCAGACGCGAUCGUUCCCACAAAUACAGACGUAUAUCUCUGUUUUUAUUUACUCGAUUUAUUUGGAAAAAGAAAAACGGAUUGACCCAUUCGGUGAUCGGAAGUACAAUACAUUUUCGCACAAGGCGCGUACACGUCGAUACGUUGCAUCGACAGAAAUCAUGGCGGUCUUCUGCAUCGAGUCCCGACAGAAUUGCAAAUUGCAUUCGGUUCAGCGCGACUGAUUUAUCAGCGGUAAACUGAUCGACAUUGACUACGCGGAUGGAAUGCUCGAUCGAUAGUCCGUUCGUGGUACAGGAGAAACGGAUGGUCGACGUGGCGGAUUUGUUCUAAGGACGGUUGUUUGCAAUUUCAAAAUUAUCAGUUAAUGGCAUCGCUAAGAUGAUAGGAGAAAGAAGGCGAAACGUUGUUUCUUCGCCAACGAUUCUAAACUGCCGAACCGUUCUUCGUUGUUCUCCGGAUAAGAUCUAUCGUUCGUACGAACGCUCGAGGAAAGAUAUUGGAUUUCAUUCGCUUCGUCUACGAUGAUGGUUGUUCGUAAGGACGCGCGGAGAACGUCGUAAAAUUUUAUGGCACGACAGCGAAUGCAGAGUUCGUCGCAGUCGUAUUAAAAUCCUUCCGACUGCGGUACCAACUGGCGAUCGAAAUUAAACGACCGCCAGGACGCGUUCAGGUGCGCUCUCGCCGUAUCGAAGGUGCAUUCCUACGUGUAUCUCACGCGCUCUAUUUUCCUCGCGGCUCCGCCAUCGAUUUUACACGAGAAUACGCUUCUAUUCUUCCAACACGGCUACCGACGAAGGUCGCGCUUAGCGUUUCAAGCAUCGGUCCUCUCUACAUCGAAAUUUCUUCCUAAACUCCGCUAACGGAGCAAUUCCUAUCCAUUCCGCGUCUCGUAAUCCUUUCUCUUUCUUCUCCGCUCCUUUCUCUCUGCUCUUUAUCAUUACUUUUGUAGAAUCCAAGUGCGACAGCAAGCGUGGAAUUUGUAAUCCUUUCUUCCAGGAGACGACUUUUCCAGGAGGCCACUAUUCUCCGUGUACCUUUGUCUCAUUUUCUACAUCGAGAUCUUCCAAACGGUGUAACGCAAUUUUCCUAGAAGUGAACCGCGAACAAACGUGUGAUUCCGAGGACACGACGAUGCACGAUUCCGCAUACAUAAAAUAAAUAAUAUUCAGCUUACCCGUAGCAUGACGAAACGUCGACAGGAUAAACGCGAAAUUAACGCAACGCUGCGAAAACGUACACAGAUCCCGUCGAAACGGCGACGGGGAGAAGACAGUUCUAGAGUCAAAGAAGGAACCGCGGCUGGCCGAUGAACGAACGAACGAUCUAUCAACCGAAGAGGAAAUCGAAGAGCACGAAGCGCCCGCCAUUCCCGAGUAAACGAAGAGCAAACUCGAAAAACCGUGCGUUUCUUUCUUCCGUUCUCGCCAUCUCCCGUGUUCCUCGCGACAGUAGAAAGGAAACUUGCACGAACGCAGGCUAAGUUUUAAUUAAGAUUUAAUCACUAAUUACCUGUAAUAACUAUUACUGUAAGUAGAAUGACACCGCGCGCGUACACGUACACGCGUGUAUUUUGUGUGUGUACAUACGAUAUUCCCCAAAAUAUCAGAUAGACAUAUAUACAUGUACGUAGAAUGCGUUAUCGAUUCAUCAAAGAAUCGACCGAUCAAACAAUUUUUCUUUCUGCCUAUUGCCUCGAUGAUCUCUCUCCCUCUGUCUAUUUGCUCGGUGUCUAUUUGAUCGUUUGAAAUCAAUGAUUUUCGCUGUGUGUGAACGAAAGAAACGAAGGAAAGAUAGUAAGGUAAAUUAUUGGCCAAGAGAAUUCCGUUUCCUAUCCUUUCGAAACUUUCUUACAACAACAGCUUCGUAAAAGAAGUUGCCUCUACGAAAAUUGCAAAUGAUAAAGAAAAUUCUCUACUCGGAGUCUUCCAAUCGGCUAAAUCUGCUUUCCUUUCUUUUUUCCUGCUUUCGAUCGACGACAGGCACGCCUUUCCUCCCUUUCCAACCGGACUGUUUCCAUCUUAGUAUCGCUGGCGCUUUGCCAACGAAUCUUCUUGUCGUGUUUUUUGUCGGUAUCGAGCAACUUGCUUCCACUGAUACCCGAGAAUAAUUUGUUCUCUACCCGUUGAAUCGUUUUGUGUCUUCGAACCUACGGAGCACCACGUAUUUCUACCUUACUUGCGUAUUUAGAGAAUUAGUCGAUUACUCUGUCGUCUGUGUUUAAGAACAAGAAUAAGAGAGAGAGAGAGAGAGGGGGGGGGGAGUAUUCAUAGAGCAAAAUCCAAAAAAUUCCAAGGAAAGACGAAAGAAGAAAGACAGCGAACGAACGAAGCUUACCUACGGUAAUCGGUAAUUUUGUGGAGAAACGACUGGUUUCCGAGCAACCGAAAUCGCGCUUAUUUUGUAGCGUAAAUGAAUAAAAUCAAAAGAGAUACCUUGCUCGCCUGCUUCUGCAACAAUCAAAUUUAGCUAUUUUUCCUUUUGUCUCGAAAUGGAUCUCGAUUUGCUUACGCUAGUUGGAGGAUUAACGGCAAAGCGUGGCAAAAUCACGCGAGAGCGGUUACAGUUGAAAUACGAAUUUAGUUGGGUCGCGACAAUGUUACUUUGGAAAUUGCAGUUGGUCGAAACGCGUUUUUCAUUACUUGUAUAAUAUUAUGUAAAUAUACCAUAACGGUAAUAAUCGAGGAAUAGCGUCCCCUUUUAAUCGACGAUAAGCAAAGUAAAAAGAAAGAAAAAGUAUAAAUCUGACCCAUAAGUAUUCUGGAUUCGCUAACUAGCAGAUUUGGAAAUAAUAAAUCAUACGAAAGUAUAUGCGUAUAUGUGUACGCGUCCACCUGGCCGCGUUAAACUCACUGCGAUCGCGAUUUCAAUGCAUUAUGUAUAAUAACAUUAUACAUACUAUACAUACGUAUAUAUAAGUACAUGCAUAUAUAAAUAUAUACAUACGUAGCAUGUAUAGAAAUACUUUAGAGACGGUAUCGUCGUACGUUUGUAUAUACGUUGUCACCCGCACCUAUCGCGGCUCACGAGAUUGUAAAAUGAAAUGAAACGAAAUGAAAUGGGACGAAAUGAAAUGAAAUUAGAUGGGACGAAAUAAAACGAAAUGGAGCGAAACGAAGCGAAACGAAAAGAAACGAACAGAAGGAAACGUAAACGAGCUUGCUGAGCCUAAUCGAUUUAAGAUCGAAGAUUCGUUUAAAAUAUCUUGAUUUCCGAUUCGCGGAAGAAUCGGCGCUCAAAUUUCCUCGAUAUCCUCUCUUUCAAACGCGUUUUUACCAUUCAAAUAAAUACAAGUCAAGGAACGUUUCCCUCUCUUCAAAUUUUCAAAUAUACAUACCUAAUUGCGUCGAUACGAUAACAUGUUCGUAAAUGAUAACGACUCGGUCGAACGGACGAUAAUUUGUUUGCAAGACACCUCGUACAUAUUUCGCGCCUAAUAUAUAUUUCCAAGUAAAAGCGACGUCCGUGAAAUUGCAGCUCCGUUCAGGUGAACGCGCGAUUUAAGAACUAAAUGUAUUUCAUCGUUAUCGAGGAUUCUUCGUCACGCGGCGCUUUUCCAGUUCGAGGAUGAACAUUUUUCAAGGGGAACGCUUCCGCUUGAACCUCUCCAUCUUUCACCUCAAUUCCUUAUUUCUUUCCCCUCCGUGAAAGAAAAGGAAAGAAAGCGAGAUCUGGAUUUCGAAAGAUUCUUAUUGACUAAUCCGAUAUACAACGUACGUAUGUUUGUUCGUAUUGGCAAUAACGAAGAGCAGUUUGAUAAAUUCUAUAGCAUAGAAACGUUCGCUCCGCCGAUCUAUUUUCAAUGCGACCAGACGGAUAUUCCUAUUAGCGUAUAUUUCUAGAAAUUCUUUUCUUUCCUCUACAUUCUGCUUUGUUUGAGCUACGCCAGAGGUCGCGCGAUAGAGCUCGUUUCGUCGAGGAGGAGAAGAACGCUUUAGCAUAGAGUGGAACAAGUAAUCGCGAUCACGAUGCCGCAAAUAGGUAACAGAGAUAGAUAAAAUAGUUCGACGAGACCAGAACGGUAACAAAAAUACGUAGAAUUUGCCAAUGAAGGAAUGAAUACGCAAUCUCUGCUCGCGAUGAUUCCUUCUGCAACUUUUGCCUAUUAUUAUACACGAUAUCAUCGAACACGGUGGAGAAUGAUCGAGAGGUAGUGUAAUUGAUUCCAGUAGCCGGCAGAAGUUCCAGAGUGAUUUAUUACAAGUCCGUACAAAGGACUCUAAACGAUCUUCUAUCGCGGUGCCAGGCGCCGGGUGCAUUCGAGUCAAAGAAUAUAAUAGAAAAAAAGAAGAAGAAAAAGUACAUAAAAAGGAACGGAAAAAUAACGAAUUGCUGUCAGAUAUAUAAUACUUUUCUCAUUCGUUGAAUCGGAAAAAAUCGUGUGAAGCAACGGCGGAACGCUCGGAGAAAAUUUUUAAAAAUGAUAAUUAUCGCGAUAACGGUUCGAGUUUUCGCGCAACUAACUGUGACUCUAUGUAUGUAAUUUAAUGUAUAAUAAUCGCAAAAUACGCGCCGCCGGUCCUCCGUAUUCUAAAAUGACGAUUCGUUGCUCGAGAUCAACAUGAGCGCAAAAUGCGAAGAAUAAUUCUCAACGAUAAUAAACUUGUGUAAAUAUCAUACAGCCCAAGUACGUGUAUAUAGCUGGCUAAAAAAAAUAUGCUAAUCGUGUCGGUACAAGAAAUUACUUAUUGUUAGAGGCGAUUGGAACAGGAAAAUAUUUACGUGUACACAAGUCAAAUAUAGGGAAAGAAUUCGCGCGUUUCUAGAUAUGCUAUACACUGUACACUGUACGAUAUUGUAACGUAAUUUAGAAAAGAAGCGAAGAAAAACCAUAAAUACUGAUGUUUUUAUACGAAUCAAAGAGGGGUAGAGGAGGACCGACGGAUAUCGAGGAAAACAACGGAGAGACUAUUUUAGCGGAGAAAACCUUGUUUUAUCUUCCUUCCUUUAUCGAAUCAAAAGAAAUCUUACUUCUGUCAAUGGGAUUCACAGCGAGUCGCUGAAAAAGUAGCCCGCAGGCCUAAAUACGCUCUAAUUAAUUACAAAAAAAAAACAAAAACUAAGUAAUUACCAUAGCCGAAUAGUUGAUCAAAUUCAAUACGACAUUUUCGAGUUGCAUCGUCGUGUUUUCUCGUUAAUCGUCAUAUUGGAUUACGAUCAUUAACGCAAUCGGCCAACAAAGGGUCGCGUUUGUCCGAUGCAUUUUCCUGAUUACGCAACGUUCGCCACGAGAUCAUUUGUUUCCUUUUGAUUUUACCAACGAAAUUCUUUGAUUCGAUCCAAAUUAACGACAAUUUUAGACGCAAAUGGAUUUUCUCUAAUCGACGAAACUUUCAUAAAUUUCGAUUUCGAAAGCAUUACGUUUACAAUAAACUAUCUUUAAACCUCCAUUGAUCGGAAUUAAUAUCAAAUCGAUCACAAUAUUUUCGACAGCGUUUCGUAAAUAUAGAAAUCGAUGUCGAAUCGAAAAAUGCAUCGGACAUCGCACACGCAAAGAUAGUGCAAACUAAAAACAUCUAACAAUUUACCAUACGGCAAACCGACUACCUAGUAUAAUCUAUACGUAUAAAUAUAUAAAUAUAAAACAUAAUGAUUAUUCAUUAAAUACUAUCAUUGAUUAUUGA
Messenger RNA from Bombus huntii, 10343 nucleotides. RefSeq names its product acetylcholinesterase-like. Gene Ontology annotation, cellular component: plasma membrane. Gene Ontology annotation, biological process: acetylcholine catabolic process; choline metabolic process. Gene Ontology annotation, molecular function: acetylcholinesterase activity. The record is from RefSeq and is a predicted model, not a curated record. The transcript has 9 exons. The coding region runs from base 1146 to 3131 and encodes 661 amino acids. NCBI's taxonomy places the organism in Eukaryota, Metazoa, Arthropoda, Insecta, Hymenoptera, Apidae.